Pleuronectes platessa (European plaice) is the source of this 6314-nucleotide messenger RNA. RefSeq names its product ATPase phospholipid transporting 11C (gene atp11c). Lineage: Eukaryota; Metazoa; Chordata; Actinopteri; Pleuronectiformes; Pleuronectidae. Gene Ontology annotation, biological process: phospholipid translocation. Bases 305 to 3706 code for a protein of 1133 amino acids. Gene Ontology annotation, cellular component: endoplasmic reticulum; plasma membrane; trans-Golgi network. The record is from RefSeq and is a predicted model, not a curated record. The transcript is spliced from 30 exons. Gene Ontology annotation, molecular function: ATP hydrolysis activity; magnesium ion binding; ATP binding.
GCACACCGCAACGCGGAAAAUAAAAAACACCCAGCGGCGGCGGCGGCGAGAGAAAUGCGAGUGGUGCGAAACGACCGGAGCCAAACGAAAUGGGAACGAUGUAGCGUCGCUGCUGCGGCAUCUCGUAUAGCUAGAACUCACGUUAGAGUAGAGAGCAGAUAGCCGAGGAGCUAGCAGGUCAAACUCGCGUACAUGUAAAGUUACUCCCCCGGGGGAGGCUGAAGCGGAGCCCGGGAAGCGUCUGUUGCAUCAGAGGAGUUUCACCCGUGAGAUAGAAGCAGAGCAAAAGGGGAAGAAGAGGAAGAUGCUGCGGAGAAGAAUCAACCGUCUGCUCGGCAGGGAUGAGAGAAGAGCAGACAGUCGGACUAUCAAUGUUGGACAUCGGACAGGCACCUCCAAUGAGGCCAUCAUCCCAGCCAAGUUCUGUGAUAACAGGAUUGUGUCCGCAAAGUAUACGGUUUGGAACUUUCUUCCGAAGAACCUGUUCGAGCAGUUCAGAAGAAUUGCCAAUUUCUACUUCCUUAUCAUCUUCCUGGUGCAGGUGAUAGUUGACACUCCCACCAGCCCAGUCACCAGUGGCAUACCCUUAUUUUUUGUGAUCACAGUAACGGCCAUCAAGCAGGGCUAUGAGGACUGGCUACGGCACAAGGCUGACAAUGAGGUGAAUAAGUACCCGGUGACAGUGCUAGAGGAUGGCCUCAGGAUACGGAAGGAGAGCGAGAAGAUCAAGGUUGGAGAUGUUGUGGAGGUGGAGGAAGAUGAGACCUUUCCCUGUGAUUUGAUACUGCUGCAGUCGUGCCGCGAUGAUGACACAUGUUUCGUUACCACAGCAAGUCUGGAUGGAGAGUCCAACCAUAAAACACACUACACAGUGCCAGACAUAGAGAAGGAUCUGGAUUCUCUCAACGCCACCAUCGAGUGUGAACAGCCACAGCCCGACCUUUACAAAUUUGUUGGCCGAAUGCACCUCUACACAAAUAACCAGGAGCCUGCAGUGAGGUCUUUGGGCCCAGAAAACCUACUGCUGAAAGGAGCCACUUUAAAGAACACUCAGAGGAUCUUUGGUGUUGCAGUUUACACUGGCAUGGAGACGAAGAUGGCUCUCAACUACCAGGGAAAGUCUCAGAAACGCUCUGCUGUGGAGAAGUCGAUCAAUGCGUUCCUUCUUGUUUACCUUUGCAUAUUGGUGAGCAAGGCCCUAGUGUGCACGACACUUAAGUAUGUGUGGCAGGGCAAACCCGGACAAGAUGAGCCUUGGUACAACGAGAAAACCCAGAAAGAGAAGGACACCAAUUUAUACCUUAAGAUGUUCACCGACUUCCUGUCCUUCAUGGUGCUCUUCAACUUCAUCAUUCCAGUGUCCAUGUACGUGACGGUUGAGAUGCAAAAGUUUUUGGGAUCCUAUUUCAUCACAUGGGACCAGGACUUCUUUGACCCAGAAAUCGAGGAAGGGGCCCUGGUCAACACUUCGGACCUCAACGAGGAGCUGGGCCAGGUGGAGUAUGUCUUUACUGACAAGACAGGCACCCUCACUCAGAAUAACAUGGAGUUCAUCGAGUGCUGCAUCGACGGCUUCCAGUACAGAUACCAAGAUGCAAACUCAGAGGUGGACGGUCCCUGUGUCACAGAUGGACCGUUGAACAAACUACAGCAGAAAGCUGGCAGGGAGAGGGAAGAGCUGUUUCUACGAGCCCUCUGCCUCUGCCACACAGUCCAGGUGAAGGAGUCGACAGAGCGGAGUCAAGACCAAGUGGACGGACUGACAGACGGGGUGGAUGGCUUAGGGGUGGAUGGUGAGGGGAUUCAUCCACCACAGGAGCAGAUAGGCCUCAUAGCCUCCUCACCUGAUGAAGUUGCUCUGGUCAAGGGUGCCAUGAGGUACGGCUUCACAUUUCUUGGUCUUGAAAGUAAAACCAUGAAAAUUCGCAACAGGAACAACGAUGUUGAAAUGUAUGAGUUACUCCACGUGCUGAACUUUGACCCAGUGAGAAGGCGAAUGAGUGUUAUAGUCAGAGCCAAGUCAGGUGAUACAAUCCUCUUCUGUAAGGGAGCGGACUCGUCCAUCUUCCCCCGUGUCAGACAGGAAGAGGUUGAAAACAUCCGCAUGCACGUGGAGCGUAAUGCAAAGGAGGGCUACCGGACUCUGUGUGUGGCCUACAAAUGUCUCAGUGCAGAGGAGUACAACCAGGCAGAUAAAGGACUGAAGGAAGCUAGACUGGCUCUGCAGGACAGAGAAGAGAGGCUCAUGGCUGUUUACAACCAAUUGGAGACUGGGAUGAGUCUGAUAGGAGCCACUGCUGUAGAGGAUCGGCUUCAAGAGGAGGCUGCAGAGACGAUGGAGGCCCUGCAGGGGGCAGGCAUGAAGGUGUGGGUCCUAACGGGGGACAAGAUGGAGACAGCAAAGUCCACUUGUUAUGCUUGUAGACUGUUCCAGAGAAAUACAGAGCUGUUGGAACUAACAGUGCGCACUCUGGACGAAGGAGGAAGGAGGCGCGAGGAACGAUUGCAUGACCUUUUGACUGAAUAUCAUAAAAAAACUGUGCAGGAUGCCCCACCAGCUAAAGCAGGCGUCACCAGGAGCUGGUCUUCAUCAAACCAGGACUUUGGUUUUAUCAUAGAUGGAGCUACUCUGUCCAUGGUACUCAACCCCUCCACUGAGUCCAACGCAAAACUGUACAAGAGCCUGUUCCUGCAGAUCUGUCAGAACUGCACAGCUGUUCUCUGCUGUCGCAUGGCUCCUCUACAAAAGGCACAGAUAGUUAAAAUGGUGAAGAACUCAAAAGGCAGCCCAAUCACUCUUUCCAUUGGAGAUGGUGCCAACGAUGUCAGCAUGAUCUUGGAAGCUCAUGUUGGCAUUGGUAUUAAAGGUAAAGAGGGCCGGCAGGCAGUGAGGAACAGCGAUUAUGCCAUCCCCAAACUCAUGCACCUCAAGAAACUUUUGUUGGCUCAUGGGCAUCUCUACUAUGUUCGCAUUGCACACCUGGUGCAGUAUUUCUUUUACAAGAACCUUUGCUUCAUCUUACCUCAGUUUUUGUACCAGUUCUUCUGCGGCUAUUCCCAGCAACCCCUGUAUGGUGCGGUCUAUCUGACGAUGUACAACAUCUGCUUCACCUCUAUGCCCAUCCUGGCUUACAGCCUCUUGGAGCAGCACAUCUGCAUUCAGGAUCUGCUGGACAAUGCUACCCUCUACAGAGUGAUUGCCAAGAAUGCCAUGUUACGUUGGAGGCCAUUCCUCUACUGGACAUUGCUGGGAGUCUUCCAUGGUUUGCUUUUCUUCUUUGGUGUUCGCUUUCUGUUCAGUAACCCAGCUCUACAGGACAAUGGCCAGGUUUUUGGAAACUGGUCUUAUGGAACGAUCGUCUUCACCGUCCUUGUCCUCACAGUCACACUUAAGCUUGCUCUGGACACGCGACACUGGACGUGGAUCAACCACUUUGUGAUCUGGGGAUCUCUGGCUUUCUAUGUGUUUUUCAGCUUCCUCUGGGGAGGAACAAUAUGGCCUUUCCUGAGCCAGCAGCGUUUGUACUUUGUGUUUGCCAACAUGCUGAGUUCAGUGUCAGCCUGGCUGGUGAUCAUCCUCCUCGUCCUGCUCAGUCUACUGCCAGAGAUCCUGCUUGUGGUGUUCCGCAAGACCCACAGCCCCAACACUCGACAGCUCUCAGAUGGUCGCCUCCUACAAACAUCCAGAAUGCACCAGUUUCUUUAAUAUCGCACAAGCAUCUGAAGGUGUGUGAGUAAAAGGCAUCAAGGACUCACAACAACAUUCAGGAUGUCGUGCCAGUUGGUCGGAGCUGACCUGAAAAUAGGAGGAGAAGAAGAAGAAGAGGAGGAAAAAAUCAGAAGAAAGAGAGCGAGAUGCUGACUGGGGGGGUGGGAUGUAAAGGGAUUAAGCAGGCUUUUGACUUGUGUGUUUCUGCUCCGUCCUUCUCUGCUCAAUCCCAAAAUCUCCUAAACCCCCCAUGCAUGCCUGCAGAGCAGUGCCCUGCAUACUUUUUUAAGAUAUCUAAUAAGAUGCCAGGCAUGAGUUUUUCUUUCUUUUUACUCCUUUUUUUUUUUUAAACUAGCUUCCAAUUGAAUGCAUACACUUCUGUCAGUAGCUCUAUCUAACUGCUGUGUUUUAACAAGCAGUUGUGAUAUCCACUCCAAGAAUGGUUCACCUGCAUGAAAGAAGGCUCAAAAGAAGGCUUUCCUCCACUGAUGUUCAGUCACUGUGUCCUACUAAGUUUUACAAAGACACGAAGAUCCCUUUCUCACUAGUAACACUUUAAAAAAGGUUAUUCUACUUUACAGUUAAAACGCUUUCAAUGGUUAUUCUUAUCUUGUGUUCCAGAUAAUAUUAUCAUCCACGGGUUCAAAAUGAAGAAGUUACUGAACAUGAUUUCAAACCAGCUCAGAGCUGCAAAUGGUUUUCAGGACGAGCUAAAACAGACCAUAUUACCACUCAAUCCAAAAAGUGUGUGUUUGUGUGUGUGCGCGCAUGUGAAUGCAAGAUUGAGAUUUAGAUUAGAGACAACAAGCCUAUCCUGGCAAUGAAACUAUGCCUCAAUCCUCAGAGAUAAUUUAAGAGAGUCCAAUUUAGAUGAGAUAUUUAAUAUAUGUGUUGUACUGUAUAUAAUUAAGAGAUGUAUGACAGCAUCUGCUCAAAGCCAAAAAAAGAUGAACCUAAUACGAUUCGAUUCUGUGACCUGGAAGGGACCACUUGUCGUGUGUCCUGUGCAACUUGUACUGGUUGAGAAAAGUGAGAUAUGUCGGUCUGUGUGUGUGUGUGUGUGUGUGUGUGUGAAGAGUACCGGAAUUACUUGAACCUCGUUGAUGUAGUUCGGUCGGACGGUUCCUGCACUAUUGAGGACCGUUUCUUCAUUGCGUAGACGACAUGUUUAUUCAGUAUGUCUGAGCAUACGCAUGCACAUAUCUGAUGGCUGAGAACGUUACGCACACAUUCACCACACACGUUGUACACUCGAUACACACAUAUGCACUAGAGCCUAAAUGAGGUAUUUACUGUAUGUUCAUUAAUCCAUCACCUAGUUCAUGUACUUCUUCUCGGUCGCGCUGAAGUCGGGAUGUAAAGAAAACCAACUCCAGACCGGUAGAGUUGUUUCUGUUCGCGUGAGGCAACCCACUCCGUCCUCUUCCUUGUUUGUGGACUGUUCGGCCUUUAACCUCUUCUGUGUUAGUGCUUCAUACAUUCCAUUCCAACUUGCCAUUGUUUCAAACUCUUCAAGAUACUGCCUUGAAAUGCUUUGUUUUUUUCUUCACGGACGUGUAUUGUCCAUUUGCCAUAUUUAUUGUUAAGUGUAAUUUGAGUCACAAAGGUUAUAUUUUAUUACAUGAGUCUUUUCUUUUCUUUUUUAUUGGCGAGGAGUGCUCAGCUAUGUCGGUCGUUUGAGUUUUGCCUGUGUUACUCCAGCCCUGAUGUCAGCCCGUGCCAAUCCAAUGAUUGUCUUUGUCAUAUUUACAAAGACAGGCAGCCCCCCCCCCAAUCCCACACUCCCAACAUCCAAAAGUCUCCCUCUGAACCAGUGCCACUCCUUGUGCUCAGUGAUGUAACUCUUGGUUUAAACUGAUUAUUGGGUAAUUGUCACUACAAUGAUACGUGAGUUUUGUUACAGAAUCUAUCAGUUUGUUGAUUUGAAAGUUAAAACUCCAGCACAAUACUUUUAGUGCUGGUCUUGUAUUUCACUGCACUGAUUGUAGCCUGCCAUAUCUGAUACGGUGCAUCUGCACAAUGGCACAUGCAGUCAUACCACCAAGUGGAGAUUUAAAUAAAGUUAAUGUUGAUCUGUUUAUAAUUGGAAAAAUGUACAUGCAUUUCAGCUUUAUUUUCUACUUUAAAGUUUGUUUUAUUGAUGUUUGCGGUAGAGGCAGUUUUGACUCUGACUGCUCUGUGUUGGCGAUGUACUGGAUGUGAGGAGACGCAUCGAGAGGGGCUGCCUGCUUUGUUUAAUGAAAAAACCUUUAAGUGACAUCAGAGAUGCUAUUUUCUUGUUAUCUAAUUUUUUGCCUGUCUAAUGAAAACUAUAAAAAGAAUGACCUGUAUUUUUAAUGCAACCUUUUUCCAGCCACUUUUUGUACGAUAACCAAAAUGUCCCAAAAAAAGCACGAGAGGCUCUGUGGGUGUGGACGCGGUCUGUGAGGGGUGGAGGUGGACACCUUCAGGCAGCGACGUGUCGCACAGCAGGGACACCCCCCACCUCCAGCCCUCCAGCUUUCUCCAGCCUCGACACUCCAAACCUCGAAGCUGAAUGUACCUCUUUGAAACUAGUGUAUUGAAAACCCUGAAGUUCUUCUGUAAUAAAGCAGAAUGUUUUGAA